Messenger RNA from Fomitiporia mediterranea MF3/22, 3653 nucleotides. Its product is annotated as WD-repeat-containing protein. Gene Ontology annotation, molecular function: snoRNA binding; protein binding. Gene Ontology annotation, biological process: maturation of SSU-rRNA. The record is from RefSeq and is a predicted model, not a curated record. Gene Ontology annotation, cellular component: Pwp2p-containing subcomplex of 90S preribosome; small-subunit processome. Bases 1 to 2910 code for a protein of 969 amino acids. The transcript has 15 exons. Lineage: Eukaryota; Fungi; Basidiomycota; Agaricomycetes; Hymenochaetales; Hymenochaetaceae.
AUGGUCCGGAGCUAUCUUAGACACGGCCCUACUGAGGCUUUCGGGCUCGUCUGCAGCUCAAGCUCAAAUUCCGUCUGGGAUGGCAAGCUUGCAUAUGUACCCGCACUUGAAGAUGUUCUUGUCUGGGACGUUAAAAGAGCUCAAAUGCUAGCUAUGUGGCACGAAACUGGACAUCGUGCCGAAGUAACCUGUAUAGAACAGUCUCCUCAGAAAGACGUCUUUGCUGUUGGUUAUGCCGACGGAUCUAUUCGCUUGUGGCAGUCUCAAAAUCAGAGUGUUAUCGCAACGUUCAACGGCCAUAAGAAGGCCGUCACCGCUUUGCGGUUUGACCAAGCCGGUGUAAGGCUUGCGUCUGGGUCUCAGGACACAGAUAUUAUUCUUUGGGACAUUGUUGGAGAGGGUGGACUGUUCAGGCUACGUGGGCAUCGUGAUCAGAUUACUGGGAUACGUUUCCUAAGCACCGCAACAUAUUCCGCAUCGACAUCUUCAGCCGUUUCCUCUGUUGACUUUCUCGUGACGUCGUCGAAGGAUACGCUAUUAAAAUUAUGGGAUCUUUCUACUCAGCACUGUGUGCAGACUAUCGUCGCGCACCCUUCAGAAGUAUGGACUACAGAUAUCAAUCCGGAGCAGGACUUGAUUUUUACUGGGGGCGGAGAGGGAGAACUGAAAGCCUGGAGGAUUGAUCAUGAAGCACUAUCGGAAGGAUUAAAGGAAUCAGGAACGGGAGAGAUGACCAGAAUGAUCCAUUUCAUAGCGACCCUUCCGCUUUCAACGCGACAUAGGAUCUCGCAAUUGACAUUCCAUCGUUCAAGAGCUCUACUUGCUGUGCAAUCCCAUGACAGGUCCAUCGACGUUUUCCGGAUCCGUACCGAGGAGGAAAUACGGAAGAAACAGGCUCGAAGAAGAAAACGCGAAAGAGAAAAGGCGAAGGCAAAGGGUAACAAUGCGAAGAAUGAGAAGGAGACGGAGAAAGGAGAAACUGAGCGUGACGAACACAUUGGCGUGGGCGAGCAGGAAAUCAGACUUGCUGAGCUGUUCACUCCGCAUCUCGUUAUCCGAGCAAGCGGGAAAAUCAGGUCGUUCGCUUUCUCGAGUGAGGACAAUGAUCCAAAAGGUGGUGUGCACCUCUUAACUGUUUUGAAUACCAAUUCCCUAGAGGUAUAUGAUAUUCCACCGCCAACGAAGAACAAAGACGAGCCGCCAGAGGCGACGCGACUGUAUUCGCUUGACCUACCUGGACAUCGCACGGACGUGCGUACAUUAUGUCUGAGCUCCGACGACCAACUCUUAGCAUCGGCAUCAAAUGGAACUCUCAAAAUCUGGAAUCUUAAAACCACGGCCUGCAUACGAACUAUUGAUUGUUCAUAUGCUAUUUGCAGCUUGUUCUUACCUGGGGAUCGACAAAUUGCCAUUGGGACCAAAACCGGAGAAAUAGAACUCUUCGACAUUGCCUCGUCUUCCUUGAUAGAGACAGUCAAAGCCCACUCUUCAACUGUAUGGUCCAUGCACAUUCGACCAGACGAGCAGGUGUUGGUCUCGGGCAGCGCUGACAAGGACGUCAAGUUCUGGGAGUUCGAGAGAGAAGAUACUGGAUCUUCGUAUACAUUGGGAUCCAUCCAGGCGCUUGUACACGUUCGGACGCUUAAAAUGACUGAUGACGUCCUCAGCGUUCGUUUCAGCCCGAACGGCAAGCUUCUCGCUGUUUCUUUGCUCGACUCGACGGUCAAGAUAUUCUAUCAAGAUACUUUAAAAUUCUUCCUGUCAUUGUACGGACACAAGCUUCCUGUCCUAUCCAUGGAUAUCUCGGAUGACUCCAAGCUAAUCGUCACUUGCUCCGCGGACAAGAAUGUCAAGAUCUGGGGCUUAGAUUUCGGCGAUUGUCAUAAAUCGAUUUUUGCGCACGACGAGAGUAUUAUGCAAGUUGCCUUCGAGAAAGCUUCUAAUUCGCAUUACUUUUGGACUGUUAGCAAAGAUAAGCUACUAAAGUACUGGGACGGAGACAAAUUUGAAAACAUACAGAAACUGGAGGGCCAUCAUGGUGAGAUAUGGGCGUUGGCUGUCAGUAAUCAUGGCAAGUUCGUUGUGACGGGUUCCCAUGAUAAAUCGAUCCGCGUCUGGGAGAAACUUGAUGAACCACUAUUUCUUGAAGAAGAGCGAGAGCGCGAGCUUGAGCAAUUAUACGAAAGUGGAAUCGCCGAAAUGAUGAAUAGAACAGACGAGCCAAUAGGAUCAGGAGCACCCGAUGCAGAAGGCGUAGAGCAGCCAGCAGAAGCAACAGGUGUAUCAAAACAAACGACCGAAACACUGAUGGCAGGAGAACGAAUAAUGGAAGCCCUCGAGCUCGCCGAUAGCGAACGUUUCGUGUUCGCAGAAUACCGCGACGCAAUGGCUAAACUUCCUGCUCACGAGGCAGAGAAACUCCAACCUCCACCAAGAAAUGCAGUUCUUGCGGCGUACAAUAUGGAACCGGAUCAAUACGUGCUCAUGAUUAUCGAGAAAAUACACAACACUGCCUUGAUGGACGCUGUUCUCGUGUUACCCUUCAGUAAAGUCUUGAGCUUGAUGGUGUACCUCAAUGAAUGGGCUAGGAGGAAUCAAAAUAUCUCGCUAGUGUCGCGCAUUAUGGUAUUCCUUCUACGGACACACCAUCGACAGAUAGUCACGCAUAGAGCUCUCCGUUCUUCGUUAAUCCCUUUACGCAAACACCUUCGCGACGCAUUGAUGAAACAGAAGGACAUGGUCGCGUACAACCUUGCUGCCUUGCGUUACAUGAAGCGACAGGAUGAGGCAACACGAACUGCUUUAUUUCUGGAAGAAAACAUCGUUGACGAGGACAAGAUCAAGGAACUCCGAGAUCAAGUCGUAGUAGGCGAUGUCAAAAAGAGAAAGAGGGUCACAAUCAAUGCCUGAUGCCUAAAUUCAGACUACAAUGUACUGAUUAAUUUACAUCUGUGUUGGUAAAGGCAUAGAAAUUCGUAGUACAUAGUAUUAAUACAUUGUGUUGGCUAGUCUACAAUCUAAACUGUACAUGUCUUGGACCAUUGUUAUAAUACAUAGAACUCUCAGAGAAUGUGAGAUGGUCUUGUUAUUUCAGUUAUUUUCUGGUCCCCAUAAAUCUUCAAACCAAGUCACCGGGUCCGUUGCGUGUCUCAUCUGUACAUUCAAGACGCCCUCGUCGGGAUCGGUAAGUUGAGAAAAUGCCCCUUUGGUUAAGUCUACGUGCUUUGAGCCGGGCGCACAUCCUGCACAGGAGUCGACCACACGGACAAAGACGCAUUUCAAGGGACCGUUGCAAAGCUCGAGAAACUUGAAGCAUUUCGGCUGCGAGUUCCAGCCUUCCAGAGUCAGAGCGCAAGCAAAGGAUUCGUCGGUGGGUGCCCAGGUCGGCUUAGCCCAGCAGCUCGGGUUCUCGAGAUCAUGUCCAGUGUACCAAGUGAUCUUGACCUGCUCUGGAGUACCCAAUCCUUUCAUUUCUUUGAGCACUUGCGCAAGGCCACCGUGGGAUCUCUUGGGUGGUGCCCUCGGAUUGGGUUUCGCAGGUGAAGGCACCUUUUCAUAUUUGUACGAGAGAUCGGUAACAUUAACGUUUUGCCAUUCUCUAGGAUCGAAAUGAUAGUCGUCGCCCAGCGAGCGAUAGCGGGUAUAGUACUUCC